Adelges cooleyi (spruce gall adelgid) is the source of this 1671-nucleotide messenger RNA. Its product is annotated as alpha-tocopherol transfer protein. The record is from RefSeq and is a predicted model, not a curated record. Gene Ontology annotation, cellular component: membrane. The transcript is spliced from 8 exons. The coding region runs from base 251 to 1189 and encodes 312 amino acids. Lineage: Eukaryota; Metazoa; Arthropoda; Insecta; Hemiptera; Adelgidae. Gene Ontology annotation, molecular function: phosphatidylinositol bisphosphate binding.
AUCGCGUUGUCCGCCGGUAGUCCACCGCCAUCGUUGCUCAUACCGAAUAUUAUACACGGCGGUAUACACCCAGGAGCGCCGCGCCGCAUCAACCAGUUUUCUCGACGGCCUGGCCGCGUUCACUCACGUUUCAUCCGCACUCUGAACGCAAACGUCCCGCGCACACACACACACUAACGCCAUAACAUUUAGGAUCGGUACAGUGUUAUCAGAAACUUAACACCGUGCAACACAUACACCGGCGUUCGAAAUGAUCAAAUCAAAUGGAUGCGAUGCAUUCCUUUCGGAUUUGGACAAAGUCCCGUGCAUCCAGAUAGGGAGUUUUACGCUCCGUUUGGAACUCGACGAUGAAUUGUCACCUGAGUUGCAAGAAGUGGCUCUGAAAGAACUGAGGGAGACACCCGAGCGGAAAGAAGAUGCCAUCUGCGAACUAAAAAAGUUGCUUGAACAGGACAAAGACUUAAAGACACCAUUGCAUAACAAUGCUUGGCUCAUUAGAUUCCUUCGGCCGACCAAAUACUAUCCUGAGAGCGCGUACAACUUGAUCAAACAAUAUUAUCAGUUCAAAGUGAAGCACGCCAACAUGUACAAAGAACUGUCGCCCAGGACCGAGAAGAACAUAUUCGACCACAACAUACUUCAUGUUUUGCCAAAGCGUGACCAACACGGGCGCCGUAUAUUAGUCAUCGAAUUAGGAAAGAAAUGGAAACAUAAGAAGUGCACGUUGGACGAGGUGUUCAAAGGCGCAGUUAUAUUCUUGGAGGCGGCCUUGCUGGAACCUGCCACCCAAGUUGCUGGCGCUCUAGUCAUAUUCGAUAUGGACGGCCUUACGCUGCAGCAGACGUGGCAGUUCAGUCCGCCGUUUGCCAAGAGGAUCGUCGAUUGGCUUCAAGAUUGUGCCCCGGCCCGAGUCAAGGCAAUUCACAUAGUGAACCAGCCUGUUAUAUUUAGCGUAGUUUUUAACUUUUUCAAACCGUUUUUGAGGGAAAAACUGCGGUCUAGAAUCACUUUUCACGGUACCGAUAGAGCUUCUUUGCACAAACAUAUCAACCCGUCUUCUCUCCCAGAGCAUUACGGAGGCACUCUUGAUGUGGCGACCGUCACUGGACCCCAGUGGCACGAACUGUUGCUGCUGUGUGAUAAAGAAUUCACCGCUAUCAGACAAUAUGGUUAUAUCGGGAAAAAAUAAUUGUAGUCAACGGAAACUAACGAUCCUCGAGUCAAGACCUUAAGAUGCCGUAUACUGUGGUUGUCAAUGGAAACUUCACAUCAUUUAUACUUUAAUAUAAUAUUUAUUUUGUCUUCCGGUGUUUGUAAGUCUGUUACCUUAAAAAUGAAUUAUUUUUAAGUCAAAUAUACAUAUAUAUAUUUGACACAUUUUUUUAACGAUACAAUUGAAGCUCAAUGCAUAUUUAAUAUUAUAAGGUAAAUAUUUAUAUUAUUUUAUUUUUUUUUUUACAUAAAACCAGUAGACGUAAUGCUAUUUUAGUACUGUUUUAUUUUUAUUAAUUCAAUCAAUGCCAUACAUUUAAAAGGGAAUAUUUUUAUUGUUAUUAACUUUUGUAUUCAUAUUAUUAUUGCAAUAAUUUACCAUCUAUUGAAAAUGUGACGAUUUUAAGUGUAUCGUUUUAUAAAAAUAACAUAACAUCUUCAUGUUUAGUUUUUUAGAAA